Leishmania major strain Friedlin is the source of this 2031-nucleotide messenger RNA. RefSeq lists its product as hypothetical. Lineage: Eukaryota; Euglenozoa; Kinetoplastea; Trypanosomatida; Trypanosomatidae. Gene Ontology annotation, molecular function: protein binding. The coding region runs from base 1 to 2031 and encodes 676 amino acids. The transcript has a single exon. The record is from RefSeq and is a predicted model, not a curated record.
AUGCACAGGAGCUACUUCCGCGUCUGGCGAUGCAGUGCGCUGGCGCAGCUGUGCAGCCCUUCCCUCUAUGCUCUCCGGCAGGGCAGCCGGGCUGCCUACACCCGAUUCUCUAGCCUUCUCAGAUCCGAUUUCAACCUUAGACAGCACCGUAGCCCUGACGGGGCAGAUCGUGAACCGCAACGCCAGCUCCAGUCGAAGCUGUCCAGGAGUGCUAACGUCCCAGUAUAUGCGUGUGACAGAGAAGAGCGACUAGCCCAGCAGGCUCCCCUGUCACCAGUGGCCUCAUACCACGACGACAGCAUCACAAGUGUCGUGCAUGAAAACGCUCUAGGGAUUUCUGAUGGGGAGACGGCAAGCGCCGCACUCUCGCGGGUGGCGUCUUCGUCGUCUCUGCGUACACGGCACAUUCGAAGACAAUCACAAGAGAAAGGCCCUGUCGUGUCUUCUGCAACGCUGUUGCGCUCCUUGGAGAAGCGUAACUCGCCGUACGUCUCCACAUUGCGCAAGCGUGUUAUGCCGAGGCACACCGGCACGCACGGUGCCAUCGAAGAUCCGAACUCGGCUCAUCAGUCAGACGAUCAGCGCCGUGCAGCAACUGACCUCCGCGCUGAAGAAACGCGCAGCAUUGAACGCGACGGCUACGACCCUGCACUGGUCGUGCAUGUCGACUCGCGCCGCCGGCAGGUGCGGCUGAAUGACGUCCAGCGCGAGCUCAUCUGGAAGGCGCGGCAGAAGCAGUACCACGACAUGCUCCAGCGGAUGGUUGCCUGCCUCCAGUCCCACCGCAGCCCCGUCGAGAAGUGUCAAACUAUCUACAGCCUUCACGACGAAGUGAUUGAAAAGCAUCUGCGGCUGCGCGCCGACACCUACGAGGACAUCUUCCACACGCUAUACAGCGUCGGUGUGAGGCGAGGCGGUGGAGCAGGACAGCCCGGCAAGGCGUCUCUGGGCUCCAGUGCACAGCUUGUCAGCGGCGGUGCCGGGUGGGAGAACUGGUGCGGGCAGGAAGGCUCGCUUGGGGGCAGUGGCGGGAUACUGCCUGCCGAGCUUACCACGCCCUCGGCAGCCUCCAGCACCGUCCUGAGUCCCCACGGCAUGGAGAAAGUAUGGGAGAUGUACCGCUAUCUCGUGGAUAGCGGCACUGACCCGACACCACGCAUUCUCCAGUACACGAUGGGCCUGCUCGAGCAUGCCUCCGUCUCCCUCGCGGCGGCGCGGUCGCACACCACCGCGGACGCUAGUGGCACUCCUACUACGCACGGACGUUAUCGCGCGCGGUGCUCCGGCCUUAUACUGCUCGAAGCCAAGGCUCACUCUCUCAUGAUGGAUGCGGAUCGUUUUCACCUGACCCCGACGGAGUACACCGUGAAUUCAUACAUCGCCAUCUGCGAAGCGUGCGACGUGAUGCACCUCGCCGUGGCCCGCGUAACAGACUACCAGACAAGGCAAGAGCGGCAAGCAUCACCUGGCAUGUAUGCUCGUCUCCUCACAGGGCUUGUGCGCUGUGGCCACUACACGGACGCAAUGGCGGUAGUGACUACCAUGCAAAACGUUGCGAUGACUACCUACCUCGUUAACGCUGUCCUCCAGGCAGCACGGCACUCCCGCGACCCCGCAAGCGUCUUUGCCUUUUACCGCUCUCUCUUCUUCGCUCCGUCGAAUCCUCUGCGCGUCAGUGGCGACGGCGACCACGAGCGGGGCGGCGGCGCUGGCAAGGCACCGCGUCCCUGGUGCAUUAAUGCCACUUCUCGAUCUGCCACCGGCUUGGUGCCCUCCCUUGUCACUUUCUCUAUCAUGGCAGAGGUGAUGCUGCAGACGCAGGACUACACUGAACUCACGUUUGUGAUUGCCGAGAUGCAGUACUACGGUGUCAAGGGCAAUGGACUCCUCCUGAACAAGCUCUUGAAGAUGAUGCACCGGGCGGGGCGUCCACGAUCGGAGGUGCGUGCUCUCCAAAGUGCCAUGGACGCGAAGCAGGUGCGUGUCUUCGACGAAAACAGAAGAGGUGGGCACGUACCCUCUCUGGAAUGA